Tyto alba (common barn owl) is the source of this 2506-nucleotide messenger RNA. RefSeq names its product N-acetyltransferase 9 (putative) (gene NAT9). Bases 349 to 978 code for a protein of 209 amino acids. Gene Ontology annotation, molecular function: N-acetyltransferase activity. NCBI's taxonomy places the organism in Eukaryota, Metazoa, Chordata, Aves, Strigiformes, Tytonidae. Gene Ontology annotation, biological process: protein acetylation. The record is from RefSeq and is a predicted model, not a curated record. The transcript is spliced from 6 exons.
CCCCGCGCAUGCGCGGACGGGCGCCGGGGUUCCCCUCAGCGUCUCCGCCCGGGCCCGCCGCAUGUCGGAGCCGGGCGCCGCCGCCUGGGUCACCAAGAGUUGCGUGAGGCCCGUCGGGGCACCCCCCGGCCGCUGCUGAGCCUCCUCGGGCCCUCGGCAGCGCUGCAGCCCUGCCCUGGGGGGAGCAAGAGAGGGGAGCGGGAAGGUCGCUGCGGGGGGAAUUGGGAGGAGCUGGGGCCUGUCCGCUGGGUGAGAGCGGCCGGCGGCGGCUCCGGGGCGCUGCCCCAUCCCUUGGCCUCGGUGGAGACGUGGAGCGGGGUGUUGGGUCCCUCUCUCGGUGCAGAGGCCAUGAAGAUCAACCAGAACACGGUGCUGCAAGGACAGAGGGUGACCCUGGUGCCAUACACUUCUGCACAUGUGCCCCGGUACCACGAGUGGAUGCAGUCAGAGGAGCUGCAGCGCCUGACCGCCUCUGAGCCACUCAGCCUGGAGCAGGAGUAUGAGAUGCAGCGCAGCUGGCAGGACGACGCAGACAAGUGCACCUUCAUUGUGCUGGACACGGCGCAGCGGUGCGGGCAGGCGUGUGCGGAUGAGGACUGCAUGGUAGGGGACGUGAAUCUCUUCCUCACUGACACUGAGGAUCCGACUUUGGGCGAGAUUGAAAUUAUGAUUGCAGAGCCCAGCUACCGAGGCAGAGGGUUUGGCAAGGAGGCAACUCUGAUGAUGAUGGCCUAUGGAAUGAGAAACCUGGGAAUCACCAAAUUUGAGGCUAAGAUUGGUCAGGAGAAUGAACCCAGUAUCUGCAUGUUCAAAAAGCUUCAUUUUAAGGAGGUUGCUGUGAACAGCAUUUUCCAAGAGGUGACGCUGAGGCUGGAUAUCAGUGACCAGGAGAGACAGUGGCUCCUGGAGCAGACGAACCACGUGGAGGAGAAGAGCUACGUCGAACCGAAGCUGCCAGCCAGGGUGCUGGAGACCUGACAGACACAUCCAGACACAGGCCUGUUCCCAGGGAGGAGUUGGACGCUGUUGCAAGGUCGGGGUGCGGAGGACACCAGUGAGCCGACGCUGCACUUGACUGUUUUCAUCUGUCUCUUUCAGUUACUUUGCCAGCUUUGCACCUUGUUGCACCAGCCAGGAAUACUGCCUGAAAUUUGGACUUGGAGAACAGUCACUAAUUCACAGGCUUGACUAGGAAUGACUAUAACCUUAACAUGCUGUUCCAGCAUAGCCUAAAAUCACCAGCGGUUAAUUGAUUCCUGGUGCCACCAGUUUCUGGACAAGUAGCACCUACCGUUCCUUCUUCCACUGCCCUUUCAGGAUUCAUCAGUUUGACAGGCAGCCUCAGUACACUGGCAGCUCAGGCUGAUUUGAAUAAAAAGAAUCACAGAGAUCUGAGGUGCGUGAGCAUGAUCUGGGAGCACUGGGGCUUAUCUGCUCGCUUUGGCUGCUGAAAGGGUGGUUAGAAGUUUUAAAAGACAGCAGAGACUUUUUGAACCCUAUUUUCUGGGUGUGGUGGGUUGCAGGGGGGCACUGCUGCGUCCUGGAAGUGCAAGGCCCAGGUAUGGGGUGAGCACAACCAAAGGGCAAGUUAACAUGAUGAAAAUUACUGAUAUCAGCUGAGAGAGACUAGAGCCUCGCCACGAUCUCUGCAUAACGGUGGGGCCGGUGGCUGCAGGAGCCUGCUGAGACAAAACCCCUUGAGGGCUGUGCUUUGGACCUGGAAACCUCAGGCCAUCAGUGAAGGGAUAUUGCACUUCGUUUUACCAGGCUGCUUUUGCAAAAGUGAGGAGGAAGAGAACACAACUGAAAUAAGGCAGAAUGGUGAUUCCCUGCUUCGAGAAGCUCAGGACUUGCUCUGCUGAGCCUGGGGGCUCCAUUCGCUGCUCUCCAGUAAGAUCAAUGAGGGGAAAAAUACCUCUUCCUGGGGACAGAUAUAUUUAGGGCAGGAGCUAGCCAGCCAGCCUCCGCAGGGGUAGAUCAGAGAUCCGUGGCUGCAGAAGAGGCACUCGCCUGACUCCCCCUGGACAGACUUUUUAAUGCAGUUAUUUAGCCUGACCUUCCCUGCCCUACGCAGUGUGCUCUCCACAGCAGGGAAGCUUGCUAAGAGGAGAGGACAGAAGGUAAGGAGGAUAACUGACGCUCCUGUAUGUUUUCUCAGUGUAGUAGCAGCCGUAAUGGCUGAUUCUACACCAGAGAUUAUUUAUUCCAAUUAUGCAGUAUCAGGUAAUAGCUUUCAGAUUUGCCCAGGGAUGUUUUUAUCGGAGAUUGGUAGACUGUGGAAUUUUUAGUGUUACUGUGCCUGUAUUUUUAGGGCCUAGGGGUUUUAGUUUUCCAAUUUUAGUUAAUUUAAAUACAUCAUUCCUGUGACUAAUAUUAAAACCAAGCGUGGGAACAGCGUAUCAUGGUAUUUUAAACAACAAGUAUUUAGCGUGGAUUUAGUUGUAGCGAAAGCUUUGUGCAGUAAUAAAGUGAAGAGCAGCUCUACUUCCAGCUGGGAUUACCAUGA